AUGAUAGACCCAGAGGUGCUUGCAGUGUCUUAUCAGCUCCAAGGGCCCACGGAGCUUGGUGAGAUAUUUGGUGUUUCUGCUCGAACUGUCCGAUGCAGGGCCCUAGAACAGAAGUUAGUGCAACCAGGGGAACCUGUUUAUAUCACAUAUGUCGAUGAAGAUGGUCAAGCUCAUCGAGUGUACCAGUCAUCAACUGGUUCACAGUCUACACUCUCAGACGAGGAGCUUGAUGCUACUGUAUUGCACAUUCUUAAUCUCUUUCCAACAUUUGGUAGACGUAUGAUUGAUGGGCACUUGCUGCACCUCAGGCAACAUGUCCCCCGCAGCCAUGUCCAAGCUUCUUAUGCUCGUGUCAAUGGACCCCCUGUGGCAGCAUUUGGAGUGUGCCGUAUCUCACGUAGGGUGUACAACGUUGCUGGAUAUAAUUCCUUGGCACAUCAUGAUGGCCAGCAUGGUGAAAGUGUGCAUAUUAUCCGCAUCAAGUGGUUGUGGGUGGACUGGACCAGCAUGGUCGGGUCCAAAUGGAAGUCAUUCUUCCAAGAUCUUGAAGUGACUGGUGGACUCAAUCCCGAUAACACGGCCCAUAUUUGGCUCCUACAUCACCUUUUCUUACCUUUGAUUAACCACAAGGCGAUACAAUGGGCCAAUGCAUGGAACAUGCAUAAGAUGGCCUUACCAGAUGGACAGCAAAGUUGUUCACCCGCUGAUCUUCGGUGGUUUAGCAUUCUACAAAGUGGAGCACAUGGAUUUGAUGCUGCAAGCUUUCAGCCGCCCGAAGAAGAUCUUGAUGUUGAUGAAAUUGAUGAAUAUGGUAUCAACUGGGAGGCAUAUGAAGAUCAGCACAUACAGGCACAUCAUACAGAGGGUAACCAGCCAGACCACCUAGGUCACAAUCCCUUUGUUGCUCACUGA
Suillus discolor is the source of this 912-nucleotide messenger RNA. RefSeq lists its product as uncharacterized. The transcript has 2 exons. The coding region runs from base 1 to 912 and encodes 303 amino acids. The record is from RefSeq and is a predicted model, not a curated record. Lineage: Eukaryota; Fungi; Basidiomycota; Agaricomycetes; Boletales; Suillaceae.